GCUGCCGUUCCAGCUGCCGCCACUGCCACCGAGCCGGCGUCCAAAGAGGCUGGCAGGCCGGGGCCAGGAAAUAAGGAGCGCUCAUGGAGCACACGCACGCCCACCUCGUCACCAACAGCUCCUUAUCCUGGUCUCCGGGUUCGUCCUGCGGCUUGGGCUUCGUGCCAGUGGUCUACUACAGUCUCUUGCUGUGCCUCGGUUUACCAGCAAACAUCUUGACAGUGAUCAUCCUUUCUCAGCUGGUGGCUAGAAGGCAGAAGUCCUCCUACAACUAUCUGUUGGCACUAGCUGCUGCUGACAUCUUGGUUCUUUUUUUCAUCGUAUUUGUAGACUUCCUCUUGGAAGAUUUCAUCUUGAACAUGCAGAUGCCUCAGGUCCCCAACAAGAUCAUAGAAGUGCUGGAAUUCUCGUCCAUCCACACCUCCAUUUGGAUUACCGUCCCCUUGACAAUUGACAGGUACAUCGCCGUCUGCCACCCAUUGAAGUACCACACAGUCUCCUACCCGGCCCGCACACGGAAAGUCAUUGUGAGCGUUUACAUCACCUGCUUCCUGACCAGCAUUCCUUACUAUUGGUGGCCUGACAUCUGGACUGAAGAUUACAUCAGCACCUCCAUGCAUCACGUCCUUAUCUGGAUUCACUGCUUCACGGUGUACCUGGUACCCUGUUCCAUCUUCUUCAUCUUGAACUCCAUCAUCGUGUACAAGCUCAGGAAAAAGAGCAAUUUUCGCCUCCGUGGCUACUCCACCGGGAAAACCACUGCCAUCCUCUUCACCAUCACCUCCAUCUUUGCCACCCUGUGGGCACCCCGCAUCGUCAUGAUUCUCUACCACCUCUAUGGGGCGCCCAUCCAGAACCGCUGGCUGAUGCACAUCAUGUCCGACGUUGCCAACAUGCUGGCCCUUCUGAACACCGCCAUCAACUUCUUCCUCUACUGCUUCAUUAGCAAGCGGUUCCGCACUAUGGCAGCUGCCACGCUCAAGGCCUUCUUCAAGUGUCAGAAGCAACCUGUACAGUUCUACACCAACCAUAACUUUUCCAUAACAAGUAGUCCCUGGAUCUCACCGGCCAACUCACACUGUAUCAAAAUGUUGGUGUACCAGUAUGACAAAAAUGGAAAACCUAUAAAAGUAUCCCCGUGACCCCAUAGAUUUGGCACCUCUCGUGCCUCUGUCUAACCCAGUUCUGAAUGGGAGGUGAUCCCAUCCUGCGGCUGAAAAGCUCUACUUGAGUUCACCUGAUUUCCUGUCUCCAGACUGAGCAGCUCUCAUACUGGUAGAUGAGGAAAGAUGGAGCAGCAGAAAGGAAAGCAUGAAUCUUGUUUUUAUUUCUGUAUUUAUAUCCAUGAUGUCAAGUUGUCAGCAGAAGUUCCUACCAGUUU
Molecule: messenger RNA, 1381 nt
Organism: Chrysochloris asiatica (Cape golden mole)
Lineage: Eukaryota; Metazoa; Chordata; Mammalia; Afrosoricida; Chrysochloridae
Gene: GPR139
Product: G protein-coupled receptor 139
Exons: 2
Coding region: 84-1142 (352 amino acids)
Biological process (GO): G protein-coupled receptor signaling pathway
Cellular component (GO): membrane
Molecular function (GO): neuropeptide receptor activity
Source: RefSeq, a predicted model, not a curated record